GAGAAAUCCCACAGAGGCUUUCCCCCUUCCAGGGCGCUUCCGCUAUUUCUGGGCAGGGUGAAGCAACGCCGCCGCAGUCCCUGCCCGCCCGGUGAAGGCUCCGUCCCGUCCCGUCCCGUCGCGGUGCCCAUCCCGCGCCACUAUGGCCGGCCGCCUGCUGCUCCUGCUGCUCUGCGCGGCGCUGCCGGACGAGCUCCGGGCUGAAGGAGGCGUGUUCAUCAAGAAAGAAAGUGCCGACAAGUUCUUGGAAAGGACAAAACGUGCCAACAGUUUUUUAGAAGAAAUGAAGCAAGGCAAUAUUGAAAGAGAAUGCAAUGAGGAGCGCUGCUCAAAAGAAGAAGCAAGAGAAGCCUUUGAAGACAACGAGAAAACUGAGGAAUUCUGGAAUAUCUAUGUAGAUGGCGACCAGUGCAGCUCAAAUCCUUGUCACUAUGGUGGACAUUGUAAAGAUGGACUUGGUUCCUACACCUGCUCCUGUUUGGAUGGUUAUCAAGGAAAGAACUGUGAAUUUGUCAUACCAAAGUACUGCAAAAUAAACAAUGGUGACUGUGAGCAGUUCUGCAGCAUCAAAAAAAGUUUGCAGAAGGAUGUUAUGUGUUCCUGUACAAGUGGGUAUGAGCUGGCAGAAGAUGGCAAGCAGUGUGUUUCAAGAGUAAAGUACCCAUGUGGAAAAGUUCUUGUGAAAAGAACUAAAAGGUCUAUCGUUUUACCCACUAAUAGUAGUACCAAUGCAACUAGUGAUCAAGAUGUCCCCUCCAUGAAUGAAACAAGUCUGGAGGAGGACUUUGCAACUACCACAGAAAGCCCAACUCCCCCUCCUCGCAACAGAUCGAGGAUGACAGAUCCAAAUGUCGAUACCAGGAUAGUCGGUGGGGAUGAGUGUAAACUUGGUGAAUGCCCAUGGCAAGCUGUGCUGAUAAAUGAGAAAGAGGAAGAGUUUUGUGGUGGAACUAUAUUGAAUGAAGAUUUCAUCCUUACUGCAGCUCAUUGCAUAAACCAAUCCAAGGAGAUCAAAGUUGUUGUUGGUGAAGUGGACAGAGAAAAGGAAGAACAUUCUGAAACGACUCAUACUGCAGAAAAAAUAUUUGUGCACUCUAAGUACAUCGCUGAGACUUAUGAUAAUGACAUAGCCCUCAUAAAGCUGAAGGAACCGAUACAGUUUUCUGAGUAUGUUGUCCCAGCAUGCCUCCCGCAAGCAGACUUUGCUAAUGAAGUGCUGAUGAACCAAAAGUCUGGGAUGGUUAGUGGCUUUGGGCGUGAAUUUGAAGCUGGACGGCUUUCCAAAAGACUGAAAGUGCUUGAAGUCCCCUAUGUUGAUAGGAGCACUUGCAAGCAGUCCACUAAUUUUGCAAUAACAGAAAACAUGUUCUGCGCUGGUUAUGAAACAGAGCAAAAGGAUGCUUGUCAAGGAGACAGUGGAGGCCCCCAUGUAACCAGAUAUAAGGAUACUUACUUUGUUACUGGAAUUGUUAGCUGGGGAGAAGGAUGUGCAAGGAAAGGCAAAUACGGUAUAUAUACCAAACUGUCCAGAUUCUUGCGUUGGGUAAGGACAGUCAUGAGACAAAAGUAGUAGUGGUGUAGCUCUCAAUCCUCCCAUUAGGAAACAAGGUGCAGUUUAUCUAAUGGAAAUGUUUUUUUUAUUUUUUAGCCAUAUCUGCUAAACUUGUUUUGAAAGCUGGUUUCUUGAAGUUACAGUGCUGCUUCUCUUUCUUCUUUUAUUUUGUUGACUUUAAGCAUGUAAAUGUGGUCUGCUGGUGUUGUUUUGAGUUCGCACAGUAAGGGGCUUUCACCAAACAAAAUGCCUGCUCAUUGGUGUCUUCUGAUUACUUGACUAGUUAUUUUCAUAUUGUCAUGUUGGUUCCUGUCUGUUUGCCCAAGUGAUUCCACCAAAGACUCCUGGACAUAACGUGAUGGAAGUGGGAAGGCCAGGAUUUCAGUCUGUCCCCCUACUGCAGCCCACUCAGUCAGUAGGGAGUUUAUUCCCACUAGAGCUUUUUAGCUUCUACCUGUGGUUGUCUUUAGAAGAUGAAGGGAGAAGGGAAGCUUCUUUGGACAAAGCUGAAACACAAGUAAGUAUUCAGUAUAUGUUGCUAAAUAGCCAUGUUCCACAAAACUUCCAACUUAGGUCACAGCAGCUAAAUAAAAUGUUGUGUUGCUUUAUGUGGUUGUACUUCACUCUAGUUUAAUUUGAACACUGAUUUUCUGCUUCUUCAGAAAAAAAUAACAUGUAUGUACACUGUUUCCUGUAUCAUAGGAUUGUGCAUGGCUAAGGAUCGGAGAGGUCCUUCUGUGUGUAGUUGUUCCAGGUGCUACUGUAAGAUGUAUUAUCAGUAUACAUCAGCAUUUGAAAUAAAACAUUAUUUCUUUUUUGUUC
This is a messenger RNA of Lagopus leucura (white-tailed ptarmigan), 2374 nucleotides long. It is a transcript of the gene F10, whose product is annotated as coagulation factor X. Gene Ontology annotation, molecular function: calcium ion binding; serine-type endopeptidase activity. Bases 143 to 1570 code for a protein of 475 amino acids. Gene Ontology annotation, biological process: proteolysis; blood coagulation. NCBI's taxonomy places the organism in Eukaryota, Metazoa, Chordata, Aves, Galliformes, Phasianidae. Gene Ontology annotation, cellular component: extracellular region. The record is from RefSeq and is a predicted model, not a curated record. The transcript has 8 exons.